Anopheles funestus (African malaria mosquito) is the source of this 2270-nucleotide messenger RNA. RefSeq lists its product as uncharacterized. Gene Ontology annotation, cellular component: plasma membrane. The record is from RefSeq and is a predicted model, not a curated record. The transcript has 6 exons. NCBI's taxonomy places the organism in Eukaryota, Metazoa, Arthropoda, Insecta, Diptera, Culicidae. Bases 231 to 1868 code for a protein of 545 amino acids.
UAUGAUCCUUCAUUCAUUCUGUUGCCGUUUUCCGUAGCGAUCGUUUGAAAAUCUUGGCGAGAAGCCGAUCCAGUGUUGUGUGGAGUGUAACAACGGGUUUUUCUUGGCUUUUGGCGAAUAAAACAUUAUCCAGUAUUAUCAAGUGAAGUAAGGAUCUUCCCGCAUCUGACGACGGCAAAGGAACGAUCACUUAGCUGGCUUAAAAGCAGGGCAGCAUUGUUAACCGCACAAUGACGACUCAGUUCUGUUGGCUGAUCUUGUUGGCCUUAUCCACCCUAUCCUAUCGAGCGUCCGGUGCCGCACAUCCUGCCACAGAAGUUACUAAUCAAGAGAUUCGGGAUGCCAUCCUGUCGCUGGUACACUCCUACAACACGCUGGACAACAAGCUAGAACGUCACGAACAACGUGAACGUGCCCAUGCCGAGCAGGUUAAGAAGAGUCUUAUUACCGUGCAGAAGAAUCUGCGUGGGUUGGAUCCACUACCGGGCAUGAUAAGCCGUUUGGAAAGUCGUACCGCAGACAUUGAGACGGCUCUGCUGCAGCAAGGAGAUACGAUCAAAACGUUCACCCAACAGCAAGCGAAGGUCGGCGAAAGUCUGGAAGGUAUUCUGAAAUGGUUGACCGAGAACGCUCAGAUCUUGGAAACACGGGCGGGUAACGGAGCAGGACGGGAUGAUGAUGAUGAAAGUGUGGCCAGCAAGUUGGAUGAGGUAGCGGGAACCGUACGAGAGUUGCGCCGAGAGUUGGCUGAGCUGAAGAGUGAUCGUGAUGCUACUGAGGACGUCAAUCGUCAGUUGCUGAAGGAAACGGAGAAACUGGUUAACUCGAAGCUUUCCUCAGCCGACGAAAUCAUAUCGAAGAUGGAAGAGAAGCUGUCUCAGUUCUAUCUGACAAGUCCGGUAAUUGCGACACAGAAUGUAGAAUUCGAAGAAAAGGUACUGCGCCAGCUGGAUAGCUUAAGCAACACAAUGCCUGCUGGAGGUUCGGCCAGCAACUCCCUUGGCAUGGAACCAUCGUCAUUCCCCGACAAGCAAUUCAUCCAAGGUCUGGUCAACGAAACACUGGAAGCAAUCAACGAUAUGCGUCUGGAAGUGUUGACUGCAUCCGAUAAGAGCUUCACCAAGACCGCGACUCGCAUCAAGGAAAACAACGAAGUGCUGCAGUCAUCCGUCGACGAUAUAUUGAAGACACUGACGGAAGAGCUAACCACGGCGGAAGCUUUCCACAAUACAGCCAAGGAUCAAUUUAACUCGAUGAACGAAACCAUGACGCGGUUGUCAGGAUUCUUGUACACGGCGGGUGAAAACAUUCUCGAUGCGAAGCGCGGUAUUGACUACGGCAUAAUGCAGAUCACGCGCGACGUUGGGGACAUGAUAAAGGGCAACACGGGUAGCCUAAACAAAACCGUUUCGAAGCGUUUCGAUGAGAUCGGUGCUACGAUUCUGGAUAAUCAUAACGGUGCGCUCACUAACCUCAGCUCGAAGAUUGAAACGGAGAUCAGUCAGGUUUGGCGUCAGAUUGGUAUCAUGUACCAGGAGAUCUCGUCCAGCAAGCAGGCGCUCGAUCGUCUCCAGGAACAAACGGAAACAUACGUCAAUGGUACGCUCAACACAAUGGACAGCAUGGAGGGCAAGGUCUCACUGAUUACCAACCGUAUGACAGAGGUGGACUCGAACUUAAACUAUCUUCUGGGACGCCUUUCGAUGGUGACGCAGGAGUUUAACCAGAUAAAGCUCGGUCUCGGCAAAGCACUGGACGAGAUUAAGGGUAGCUUCGCGGAGGUUCACAACCGCGUCCGAGGUCCCGGACCACACCGAAUCUCAUCGGAGGAAGUCGUCGAUGAUUUGGGCAAUGAAACCACCAAAUAGGCGCUACAAAUCUCAACACCCCAUUUCGCUUGAUUGGGAAGUAUUCUUUAGAACCAAAAAAAAAAGAAAGAAAGAAACACAAAACCAUUACAUUAAAGCUCACUCUUAUCCGACCCAUUUGAAAUGAGUGCUGCUGAUUGCAUGUGUUAGCAUGUAGGCCCUGUUAGUAGUAAGAUUACUUUUUUUUAGAACAAUUUCUUCUACGAUACAUUGAGAAUGGCUGAGGUAGAAAGGCGAAAUGGCCUUCCCUUUUCUUUGCUGUAGGAACUACUUACUUACUAGACUUACUAGAGAUUAUCGACUGUACCGGUGUGCUUAAAAGAUGAGAGGAUAGAAGGAUGGUAUGUAAAUCCAACUAUAUUUGCCGAUAAUGAUGCACAAUAAAGCGUUGGAAGCUUGAAA